Molecule: messenger RNA, 813 nt
Organism: Acaulospora colombiana
Lineage: Eukaryota; Fungi; Glomeromycota; Glomeromycetes; Diversisporales; Acaulosporaceae
Source: the annotation of a GenBank genome assembly
UCAUAUCCAAACAGGUCGAAGAGGAAGGCCUUAGUCCUGAAGGGCGAAAAAAGUUGGCAAAGACAGUCGAGAACUACUUAUUGAACACAAAAGAAGAGGCUGCUCAGGCUCGAGACGCAAAUGUGAACUUACCUUCCUCCGUUGUGCAAGAUGAGUUUGAGGAACCACUCUCAGAGGUCCUCAAACAGUGGGAAGAACUCAUUUUGACCUUGGAUCGACCUUCAGUCUUUUACCAACCCGUGACUGAGGAAGAGAAACGAUCUGUAAUCGCCUCAUUUACUGCGGAGUAUAGUCAUUGGUAUACUUGCGUGAAUGGGCAUAUCUUUACAAUUGCGAAUUGUGGAGGUGCAAACCAGGUUUCACGUUGUAAUGAGUGCGGGGAACCAAUUGGAGGCACCAAUUAUCAAACAGUUAGCGGAGUUCGCCAGGCAGUUGACUUAGAGAGGAUUGCUGGUGAACAUGGUGCCAUGCCCAGUCCCUGGGGAUGGAAUGGAAACAAAUCGAAUCCUUCGGCUCUAAAUAGUUCCAAGUUUCCGUCCCGAGCCUUGUCCGCCAAAUCAGCACGAUCCUAUAAAAAGUGCAUCAGGAGUAUGUUCUGUAAAGAGAAUGAGAGGGAUGAGCGCACCAUUGCGACCAGUGUUCUUCUGAGGGUAGCCCAGAGCUGUGUACUCCUUUUCAAUUCCCCACUCCCUACUGGACCAUCUUGUCCUUGCAAUGCCAGCCCUGUGAGGAAGUGCUCUGCUGCCUCUUUCAUAGCACCCAAGUUCAAGCAUGCGACGCCUACAUUGUACAUUGCUCGAGUGUACUUUGGGC